CUGCUUUAUACACGGUAUAGGGUUUAGGGGGUGUAUUAAAUAUAGUGCAGGGUUAUAUUUAUAAUUAUAUUUUAUUUAUUUACAGAUCUAGUUUUUAAUAUUUUACUGAAAUAUGCUGCGAUUAGGAAGAGCUGCCUGUCUUUCCCGGAGAGGGUUUAGAACUUAUCCCUGUGCAGCUGUGGAAGUUAAAAAUGAGCCAAUCCUUGAUUUCAAGCCAGGAAGCUCUGAAAGGGACGCACUCCAGAAGGCACUGAAAGAGUUAAAGGGGAAGACGGAGGAGAUCCCAUGUGUGAUUGGAGAUGAGCAUGUCUGGACGAAGGAGAUCAGAUACCAGCUUUCACCUUAUAAUCAUUCUCACAAACUGGCCAAGUUUUGUUACGCUGAUAAGGAUUUGCUCAAUAAAGCUAUCAAUGCCUGUAUGGCUGCCCGGAAGGAAUGGGACCUGAAGCCGAUUCAGGACCGAGCGCAGAUCUUCUUCAAGGCUGCCGACAUGAUCAGUGGACCCCGGAGAGCAGAGGUGCUGGCAAAGACCAUGAUCGGCCAGGGUAAGACCGUGAUCCAGGCUGAGAUCGACGCCGCACCCGAACUGAUCGACUUCUUCCGCUUCAACGCGAAGCAUGCUAUCGAGCUGCAGCACCAGCAGCCUCUCAGCAUAGAGCCCAGCACCAACACCAUGCUGUACCGCGGCCUUGAGGGAUUUGUUGCAGCUGUUUCACCCUUUAACUUCACUGCUAUCGGAGGAAACCUGGCAGGGGCGCCCGCUCUGAUGGGUAACGUGGUUCUGUGGAAGCCCAGUGACACGGCCAUGUCUGCCAGCUAUGUCGUAUAUAAGAUCCUCAGAGAAGCCGGUCUGCCCCCAAACAUCAUCCAGUUUGUGCCGGCGGAGGGGCCAGUGUUUGGGGACACAGUGACAGCCUCCGAGCACUUAGCGGGCAUCAACUUCACUGGCAGCGUGGCAACCUUCAAACGGCUCUGGAGACAGGUAGCAGAGAACCUGGACCAGUAUCGAAACUUCCCUCGCGUUGCAGGAGAGUGUGGGGGGAAGAACUUCCAUUUCGUGCACAAGUCUGCGGACGUGAGGAGCGUGGUGAACGGGACGAUCCGCUCAGCCUUCGAGUACAGCGGGCAGAAGUGCUCAGCCUGCUCCAGGAUGUACGUCCCAGACUCCCUGUGGCCCCAGAUCAAGAAGCAGAUGCUGGAGUUGCACAAGCAGCUCAAAAUGGGAGACCCUGUUGAGGAUUUCAACAAUUUCUUGUCUGCUGUUAUUGAUGACAAGUCUUUUUCCCGUAUCAAGAAGUGGCUGGACCACGCGCAGUCCUCUCCGAACUUGACCGUCGUUGCAGGGGGGAAGUGCGAUGACAAAGUCGGCUACUUCGUGGAGCCCACCAUUAUCGAGACAAAGGACCCUCGGGACUCCAUCAUGAAUGAGGAAAUUUUCGGUCCAGUCCUUACUGUGUAUGUGUACCCUGAAAAAGAAUACAAAGAAGUGCUGCGGAUGAUUGACAACACUUCCCCUUUUGCCCUCACGGGGGCAGUGUUCGCCCAGGACAAGAAUGUUAUAGCCGAGGCAUCAAAGGUUUUGAGGAACGCAGCCGGCAACUUUUACAUCAAUGACAAAUCAACGGGAUCUGUUGUGGCCCAGCAGCCGUUCGGAGGCACACGUGCUUCAGGCACCAACGAUAAGCCUGGCGGCCCCCACUAUGUGCUGCGCUGGACCAGCCCUCAGGUGGUGAAGGAGACCCACGUCCCCCUGACUGAGUGGAGAUAUCCCUACAUGGUGUAAACCAGACCCUCCCGGCAAUUUCACGCAGGAGCACAAAGCCGGGACCUUCCCAGACAAUGACAGGCUUGUCCAACUACUUUUCAAUCAACUAUUUAAAAAAAAAGAAAAAAGUGCCAGUAUUUAAAAAAUAACGUAACCGUUUUUGGACUGUUGAAUACUGGAGUAAUGCAAACCUUGCUCAGCAUACACUUGCCUUGUGAAUUCUGAACACUGCUACAGUAGAUACAAUGUCCAUAACAGCAGGCUACACUGAACUUUGCUACAGAACUAUGCUGAAAGUGUUUUUUUUAGGCCUGGUGAGAGUUUCCAGUGUCCAUCUAUUGCCGUCCAGUCCU
Molecule: messenger RNA, 2118 nt
Organism: Polyodon spathula (Mississippi paddlefish)
Lineage: Eukaryota; Metazoa; Chordata; Actinopteri; Acipenseriformes; Polyodontidae
Product: delta-1-pyrroline-5-carboxylate dehydrogenase, mitochondrial-like
Exons: 15
Coding region: 113-1783 (556 amino acids)
Molecular function (GO): L-glutamate gamma-semialdehyde dehydrogenase (NAD+) activity
Source: RefSeq, a predicted model, not a curated record